This is a messenger RNA of Sphaerodactylus townsendi, 2004 nucleotides long. RefSeq names its product tripartite motif-containing protein 10-like. Gene Ontology annotation, molecular function: protein binding; zinc ion binding. NCBI's taxonomy places the organism in Eukaryota, Metazoa, Chordata, Lepidosauria, Squamata, Sphaerodactylidae. The record is from RefSeq and is a predicted model, not a curated record.
GUUUGUCUUGCAGUUCCUCUUUCCUUUUUGCAGCUGAGCUGAGCUCCGCCUCCGAGCAGGAGGAGAAACGCCGGGAGAGGCGGCAAAACCAAACUGACUCUCUUGCUUCUUCUUUCCUUGCUGGUGAUUAGCCAUGGCGGCGGCGGCGGCGGGUGCCCUGAAGCAGGAGCUGUGCGAGGAGGCCUCUUGCUCCGUCUGCCUGGGCUUCUGCAGGGACCCGGUGACCAUUGCUGGCUGCGGCCACACUUUCUGCCGGGCCUGCCUGACCCACAGCGGGGCGGAUUUAGAGGGGGCAGAGGCUUCCUGCCCCCAAUGCAGAGGACCUGCGCAGGAGGGGACCCUCCGGCCCAACCACCAGCUAGCAAACACUGCAGAAAUAACCCAGAAACUCCGCCCUUCAGAGGGGAGCACCGAGGAGCGAGGGGGGCAGAAGCGAAAGAGGGGGGUCUGCGAGAAGCACCAGGAGCCCCUGAAACUUUUCUGCCAGAAGGACGAGGCCCCCCUCUGCCUGGUCUGCAGCAGAUCCCGGGGUCACAAAUACCGCCAGAUGAUCCCUUUGGAGGAGGCGUCCCAAGAAAACGCGGCAGUCGUAGCCGGUAUAAAAGGGAGAGUUUGCCAAAAGCACCAGGAGCCGCUGAAGCUUUUCUGCAAGGAUGACAAAGUUCUCAUCUGUCUGGUCUGUGACCGAUCCAAGGAGCACAUAUAUCAUGAAAUUCGUCCUCUUGACGAGGCCUUCCAAGAGUACAAGGAUCGAUUCUGCAAUUGUCUGGAGUUGCUGAAGAAGGAGAGAGAGAAAAUUCUAGCGUGUAAAGCGGACGUAGUGAAGGAAAGCCAAGACCGCUGGUAAAACCAAACCACAGAAGAGAAACAAGACACAAUAGCAGAGUUCAGGGAACUGCACACUUUUCUGGAGGAACAAGAGAAACGUCUGCUGGCCCAGAUGGAAGAGGUGGAGAAGGAGGUGGCAAGAAAACGGGAUCAGCAUCUGGUCAAGUUUUCUGAGGCGCUCUCCUCUGUGGACAGCCUCAUGCAGGAGAUGGAGGAGGAAUGUCAGCAGUCGGCUGAACUCUUAUGGGAUGCCAGAUGCACCUUGCUAAGGUAUGAAGAAAAGGAGGCGUUUGAGAAUCCAGCAGCUUUACCGCUUUCAUUGAAGUGGCGCAUUUGGGACCGCUCGAAUUUAAAUCUCUUUUUGGAGGGCAUCAAAAAGCAACUCAAAGACACUCUGGAUUCUGGACUUCACCUGCAGAAAGCAAAUGUGACUUUGGAUCCAGGCACGGCUCAUCCCAAACUCUUCCUAUCUGAGGAUCAGAAAAGUGUGAGAAAAGGAGGAAGCGCUCAAAUUCUACCCAACAAUCCUGAGAGAUUUGACCAUUAUGGUGCUGUGUUGGGCCGUGAGGGGUUCACAGGAAGGCUUAUUUCUGGGAUGUUCCACGCAGCUUCAUGCUUCAGGUGGGCUGUGGGGGGGGUCAGAAAGUCUGUGAAGAGGAAGGGAGAGGUUACCUUUAGUCCUGAGGAAGGGAUCUGGGAGGUGGGGAGGUGGCGAGGGGGGCAUUACUGGGCUAGCAGAGAAGGCUCUAAUAUUACCCUUUCCCUGAGUGAGGAACCCAAGAGGAUCCGAGUCUGUCUCAACUAUGAUGGGGGUCAAGUAGCCUUGGAUGCUGACCGAGGAGCCCUCAUCUAUGAGUACUCUGGAGCCUCCUUCUCUGGAGAGACCCUCCUGCCCUUCUUUUGGGUAUCUGGAUGGGGCCACCUCAAGCUCCCUUCUUAAGGCCUUCUCUUCACACCAGGAGUAUCAAUUAGAAAAUAUUGUUUCUCAGAAGCUCCCCCCUUUAGUCCUGUCAAGGCCUCUCCAGCCACCAAAACUGACUGGAGUAAAAUGGGGACAUUCCCCCCCCCCCCAUUCCCCAACAUUCCCGUUUUUUCCUUUGUAUCUUAUAUGAAAAUAAGAGUAACAUAUUUCACUUCAUAAAGAAUAGCAGGCUGGUUGAGGACAAGGAGAGCUCU